AUGGCAGGCCCUGAAGAAGCAUUCGCAGGGCCGGUUUUGAGCCUGUUAUGGGAAGCAGCACUGACGGAAACCGCGAUUUGUGCGGCCUGGUUAUGGGGAUUUCAGUUCUCUAGGAACUCGGAACAAGACAGCACCCAGGCGGCGUUCAAGGGCAUGAAUCUGUACCAAGUCUUGGGCGUUGACAACGACGUGUCGGCUGAGGACCUCAAGAAAGCAUACAGAAAGAAAGCGCUAGAGCACCACCCGGACAAAAACCCUGAUAACCCAGAAGCUGCACACCAGCGGUUUGCAAAGGUGCAAGAGGCCUUCGAGACUCUAAACGAUGACCAACGACGAGCUGGUUACGACUACGACCUCGCCCUCGGAGCAUUCAAACGAGAAGAGCCAACAGAGGAAGGUCCACCCGAACCCACGUUCGUUGCUCUCUGGGAUCCCUUCCUAUGGCUUGGUGUUAUCAUCGUCUUCGUAUCUCUGUCUCUGCGUUUGGUAUUCAAGGGCGCUACUUUGGCAUGGCGUGGUGCAUCGCUUCUGUGGAAACAGUUGACGCUGGCUAACGCUUUCAGUAAACCUCGGUCUGCGACGUCCCAAUCCGAACGUUUCUCGCCAAGUCGGGUCCAAGAUCCAUCCUCCAAACUGACGCACCCAUUUUUGCGGUUCGACCCAGUAAAUUACCAAACGCAGAAGUCACGGGGUUGGGGCACUAUCGACCCAGACGACAUCACCGACUAUCUCAUCGCUUUCGGGCAGCUGCCGGAUAACACGACUGGGAAGGAAAUUCUGUUGCGAAUGGGUAACCUCUUCCAAUGCAUCGCGAUGGACGAGGCACGCUUGGGCGGACGGAAGCUUCCCAAACUCGGCGAUGUUUCUCAACCAUGGUGUCCCGGUGAUCUGUCCUUCCCGCACGAGCCGACGAAGGACUAUGCUUCCGACUUUUAUGAGCAAUGGAGAAUGUUCGAGACGAGGAAAGAUUUCUCUUGGAUUCCCGUUGGUGGUGGAUUCGGUCUUCGAGAGAAGGAGAUGGUGGGAGAGACGAAGAGGGUACAAGCAGAGGUGAAGACGAGGUAUGUGGAGAUGGUUAGGAAACUGGCGACUGAUUUCCAGCAGAUAGACCCUAGAUUCAUUCGAUACCAGACGUAUCUCGAGCAACACGGCUAUACCACAAAGAAUGCGGACCACCAAACCAGCAAGUCGAGGAAGAAAGGCAAAAAACAGUAA
Messenger RNA from Coprinopsis cinerea okayama7#130, 1215 nucleotides. RefSeq lists its product as hypothetical. Lineage: Eukaryota; Fungi; Basidiomycota; Agaricomycetes; Agaricales; Psathyrellaceae. Gene Ontology annotation, cellular component: cytoplasm. The record is from RefSeq and is a predicted model, not a curated record. The transcript is spliced from 6 exons. Bases 1 to 1215 code for a protein of 404 amino acids.